AGAUUUGCUUUUUUUACCCAGGAAUUAUUGCAGUACUUACCACACAACCCCGGAAUUUUAAGUUGCCACUCCAGUACCCGACACGUUGAAGAUCACUCGACGCCGUUUGGAUAGCCAAGUAGUUAGAGACGCUCACUGAAUUGAAAUAAGACAACCAGUGGAUAACGAGACAAAGACCGCAUUUUCUUCCCUCCCCUCGUCUCUUUCGCCAUCCCUCAAGAGGACCUGAGCCACCUUUCAUCAACAUGUCGCUCGCAGCCCGGUCGUUCUUCAUUGCAGGGGCCUGUGCGCCGUGGAAAGGACCUCACCAGGUAGAUGUACAGUCCUGCUGUGCACUUGUUGUAAGUAUUUCAGUUCUUAAUACCAGGCCUGGCACUGCAUAGAUCGUGGGACGAUGAUGAUGUUUCCAGAGAGUAGAGUUGUAGUAUGAGCGGUUGUACUAGUAGCGCCUGCUUCCUGUUUGUGUUUAACAGCAACUGCAACAACAUGAGGAGAACGUUGGCUUUUGCAAUUUGUUGUGCGCUACACAUACACUUACUGCCAACGUCAAUCCCGAUCCCCCUUCAAGCACUACUAUGUACACGCGAGAACAAAUUAAAAACUUUGUAAAUCGACCCUUCUCUUAGCCCCAACAUUAAACUAAGACCAUAGUACUUACUUAACACACACACACACAUCAGGUUGUGUCUGCGCACAGGGUCAACAAGAAGGGCCGCGUCCUCCCGGUCGUCUCUCCUUUGAAGCAAGGACAAGGCUCCACGACAACUUCGUCUACGCUAGUACAGCACAAGCGACGUGGCCCGUUGGGACCACGAAGCGCGCCCCCCCCCCGCCUCGGGAAACAAAAACGAAAUAAAGCCUGUCGCGUUCUUGCAGAAGUUUUUCGCGAAGAAACGAGUUUCAUUUUCGGGUCGUUCCGCUGGUCGUCAUGGUACAACUACUGCUGGUGGUCGCGCCGCGGCGAACGAAACCGUACUAGAAUUAUCUUCAGGCCGGGGACGACUUGCGCCGGAGCAAGAAUCGGUAGGGUCACGACACGCAGCGAAAAGUAG
Messenger RNA from Amoebophrya sp. A120, 1052 nucleotides. The record is from the annotation of a GenBank genome assembly. NCBI's taxonomy places the organism in Eukaryota, Dinophyceae, Syndiniales, Amoebophryaceae.